UCUUGGAGAAGCAGUUUUAGCUUCUCUUUAUACUGUAGUCUCUUUGGACAGACUUUGAAAGGGGUCCUGACUUGUCCUUUGAAUGCAUGUGCCGCGCGAUAUGCGAAACUGCACAAGAAUAUAAUGUUAUCUAGAAGUUUGACAACUAGCUAGCACAUUUUUUUGAACACUUUUUUCAAAAAUCAAAAAUCUUUAUAUCGAAAAAAAAUGUUUUCAGCGGAUCAAAGUUGUUGGUUCGUUCGUAAGGUGAUUUGUUGGAGAGCAGUAGCCAGUGUGGCGUGGUCUGUCCUACUGCUGCUUCCCACCACAGCUCUGUUUGUACUUCUCAGCAGAUUCAGUCUGUUUCACCCCAUACUCUGGAUAUCAGAAUGCCUGUCCCUAUUGACCAGUCCCAGUGGCAUCUUCUCCUUCAUUCUGCUGUGUGGAGUGGUGGUGCUGGUGGGCUUCUUCAACCUGGAGUAUUACACAGUUGUCCCAUCCGUCGCCUGUUCCAAGAUCGCCCUCCUGGGUCAGGUGCUCCACCCCCGUCAGGUCGUCCACUCACUGGUGCACUGCAUCAUGGGUGUAGUAGUAGCUUGGUGUUGUGCCUUCACCAUCGGAGGGCGCUACCAGUCCUUGGGGCACCCCUGUACACAGGAUGAGAGUAGUGGUCCUGAGAUGUGCCUGAAUGAAUAUCACCUGGUGUUGCUGCUGGUGGGGGCCUUCAUUGGCUACAGCCACAGCCUGGUGGGAGUGGUCUACAACAUGAACUACGUUUCCUUCCACACCAUGCAGCAAUACAAGUACCUCCGCUUCAAGGGAGCUCUGCCCCUAGUGGUGAAGGCCAGUACUGUUCAGGCUCUCUACGGUCUCAGGAACUUCCUUCUCCUUUAUUUCUUCAUGGGAUAUGCACCACGAGCCUGGAUCUGUAAAACACUUGACCUCAACAUCAACAGGCUGUGGAUCGUCACUUCAAGCUACCCCAUACCUCCUCUAAACCAGGUCACUGUUCCUGCAGUAUGGGAGAUGACAGUUACAAGACGCUCCGCUUCGCCCUGCGAUCCACCCUCAAGACCGCUGUCUACAGGAUCACAGCCACCUUCGGAGGACACCUCCACGCUGUCCAGAUGUCCGCAGAGCACAGGAAGAGACUGCAGCACUUCCUGGAGUAUAAAGAGUGACGGUGUGAGCGAGUCUGUCUGUCACUUAGCUGAUGACAAUGGUAGUGUGUGGCUGUGUGUGUGUGUGGCUGUGUGUGGCUGUGUGUGUGUGUGUGUGUGGCUGUGUGUGUGUGUGUGUGGCUGUGUGUGGCUGUGCUUCCUAUUGAAAGGUCUUGAAAGUGCCAAAUUUGAAUUGGAUGCCUAGACUGUUUGUAGAAAACAUGGAUGCUUCCAAGUUCUUGUUAGUUGGUUUUUGUUUGUCAAUAAUGUUUUAUCCAUCUGACAAAUUGCUACAAAAGAUGCUUGUGAAUGUUUUCCGCUUUAAACUGAAAUGAACGGGAUUGUGACAUACGUCUAGGAAGUCUUUGAAAAGUCUUAACUUGAGUUCACGUAUGAUCGAUGACUACAUAGUGAAUGAAUAAAAUGUUUUGUAAAGAUG
Molecule: messenger RNA, 1578 nt
Organism: Salvelinus fontinalis (brook trout)
Lineage: Eukaryota; Metazoa; Chordata; Actinopteri; Salmoniformes; Salmonidae
Gene: ndc1
Product: NDC1 transmembrane nucleoporin
Biological process (GO): nuclear pore organization
Cellular component (GO): nuclear pore transmembrane ring
Molecular function (GO): protein-macromolecule adaptor activity
Source: RefSeq, a predicted model, not a curated record